Messenger RNA from Papilio xuthus (Asian swallowtail), 2067 nucleotides. NCBI's taxonomy places the organism in Eukaryota, Metazoa, Arthropoda, Insecta, Lepidoptera, Papilionidae. The record is from RefSeq and is a predicted model, not a curated record.
AAUAAUAAAAAUUUAAAUGAAAAUCAUUAAAUUAAUUUAUUUAUAGUAAGCUGUAUGGAGUACUAAAUUAAUAUAUGACUUAAUAUUCAUAGUAAUUUACUGUGUUAGACAAAAUGUCCACUCUACGAGAACGGCAAUUAAAUGCUUUAAAGCAAAUGCUUAACUUGAACCAGCCGUUGACAAAAGCUGUUGCGACAGAACCUACUUGGAAAGUAUUGAUUUAUGACAGGGUUGGUCAAGAUAUUAUUUCACCUUUAAUUUCCAUAAAAGAACUUAGGGAAUUGGGAGUAACACUGCAUGUUCAACUACAUUCAGAUAGAGACCCCAUACCAGAAGUACCAGCUGUUUACUUCUGUUCACCAUCAGAAGAAAAUCUCGGUAGAAUUUGCCAAGAUCUUGAUAAUGGAAUCUAUGAUCAGUAUCAUCUGAACUUCAUAUCACCAAUAACAAGGCAAAAACUAGAAGAUCUUGCUGCUUCAGCCAUACAAUCUAAUGCAGCACUGAGCAUUCAUAAAGUUUAUGACCAAUAUCUCAAUUAUAUAUGCUUAGAAGAUGAUUUAUUUAUUAUGAAACACCAACAAUCUGAUCCUUUAUCUUAUUAUGCAAUUAACAAAGGAGAUACAAAAGAUUCAGAAAUGGAGGCAAUUAUGGAUGAUAUUGUAGAAAGUCUUUUUUCAGUAUUUGUCACUUUGGGUAAUGUCCCCAUCAUAAGAUGCAGUAAAGCAAAUGCGGCUGAAAUGGUAGCAAAGAAAUUAGACAAGAAGCUGAGAGAGAAUCUAUGGGAUGCCAGAAAUAACCUUUUUCAUGGCAACACUGGCCAGACUGGUUCAUUCAGCUUUACACGGCCAAUGCUCAUUUUAUUGGACAGAAAUCUAGAUAUGGCGACACCAUUGCAUCACACUUGGACGUACCAAGCUCUAGCUCAUGAUGUGUUGGAUUUAUCAUUAAACAGGGCAGUGGUACCAGAAAGUUCUGGAAGUGCAAUACCAGGUCAAAUGUCUAAGACUCGGAUAUGUGACCUUGAUUCCAAAGAUCCGUUAUGGUCUGAACACAAAGGCAGCCCCUUUCCGACUGUAGCUGAGGCUAUACAAGAAGAUUUAGAUAAAUACAGGAGUUCAGAGGCUGAAGUGAAGAAAUUAAAGAGUUCAAUGGGUUUAGACGCUGAGAGUGACUUGGCGCUCAGUCUGGUCAGUGAUAACACACAGCGGCUAACCAGUGCAGUCAACUCUCUGCCGCAGCUCAUGGAGAAGAAACGGCUUAUUGAUAUGCAUACUACUAUUGCUACAGCAAUACUGAAUGCGAUUAAAUCCCGUCGCUUGGAUUCCUUCUUCGAAUUAGAAGAGAAGAUAAUGAGUAAGAGUAGUGGGGUGGAGAAUAAGGCGGUGAUGGACCUGAUCAGUGACGUGAGCGCUGGUACCGCGGAAGACAAGAUGAGACUCUUCAUCAUAUACUACCUGUGUUCACCACAGAUCACUGAUGAUGAGUACAAGAAGUUUGAAGCGGCUUUACUAGCGGCCAAUUGCGAUAUACAGCCAAUGUCUUAUAUGAAGAGAUGGAAAGGUUUUACAAAGAUGUCUAGUCAGUAUGAGGGCGGCGGUACGAAGACGGUCUCCAUGUUCUCCAAGCUGGUGUCGCAGGGAUCCUCCUUCGUCAUGGAAGGUGUUAAAAAUCUGGUCGUCAAGAAACACAAAUUGCCAGUGAGUCGCACUGUGGAGGCGGCGCUGUGCGGUGAGGGCUCGGAGUUGGCGUGGAUGGAUCCGCGGGCCGCGCGCACUGAUGCCGCGGCGCGUGCAAGGGCCGCCAAACAUCCGCCGCCCACAGACGCCGUCGUCUUCCUCGUCGGUGGAGGCAACUACAUCGAGUACCACAAUCUCCUCGACUUUGCUAAACAACAAGCGAGUAGCGGCACACCUAGAAAGUUAAUAUACGGAGCGACGACUUUACCGAACGCAUCUCAAUUCCUGAAGCAACUGUCUCUCUUGGGCGAGGAGAUACAGACAUAAACAUUCCUGGUGUAUUGGUUAUUUAAUUGUAAUAUAAUUUAAUAUAUUAUAUGUAUAAUCUCAA